Molecule: messenger RNA, 2520 nt
Organism: Drosophila ficusphila
Lineage: Eukaryota; Metazoa; Arthropoda; Insecta; Diptera; Drosophilidae
Gene: Axs
Product: anoctamin-10
Exons: 8
Coding region: 405-2345 (646 amino acids)
Biological process (GO): chloride transmembrane transport
Cellular component (GO): plasma membrane
Molecular function (GO): chloride channel activity
Source: RefSeq, a predicted model, not a curated record
ACUAAUUAAAACUAAAUCAAUUAAGACUUUAACGAUUUUAUUUUUGUUGUUGCUGCGUACGAAACAAACCGAUUCGAUAACAUGGCGGCGAUGACGUCACGCGCCACGAAGCUCGGACAACAACAAAGCACUUUGAACCGGCAAGAACCGCUAAAGCGAAAAUAUUUUGGCAUUAUUAUUAAAAAUUCAGUAUUUUGGCAUUGGCACAGGCCAAAAUACACGCAAUUAACAAGCAAACGCACACUGUUAGAGCGAGCAAGAUGGCAGACAUAUGAGUAUAUGCCGAAAGAGAAAUUCUGCGAUACAUAUAUGUAUUCUAGUCGGCGGAUUCAAUGUGGAUGUGAUUGUUAUAUUUUGUUAUUAGUUCAGCGACGCCACUCGUCAUCAGCCGUCACCCGUAAACGAUGUCCGAAGAUGCCAAGAGUCCAGGACCACGUACGCGGAACAUUAUUGAAAACCAGUUGUUCCGCCGGCAGCGCAGCCUGAAAUUGGAGGCACUGCAGCGCCAGCGGACCUUGGAAUCUGGCGAGGGAGUGGAUGGCCUAGGCCCUGAUUCGGAACCCUUUGAAAAGACGCAUAUCGUCAUAAUCUUUACGGAGAAGGCCAAACUGCGACACUGCCAGGAUGUCGAGAAGAUCAUCCAGGAGUUUGGCAUCCAGACCACCCUGGAGAUUGUUGGGAAAACCGAAAAGUACCUCUACCUGUCGGCCAGCGUGGAUACAUUGCUGCGUUUAGCCGAUGCUGCCGAACUGGAGAAGAUGACCACCACGAACAGCAUGCAGAAGUUCAACCACGGCUGCAUAUCGGACUUCCUUCUGCCGGGAAUGGGCAAAGACCAGAUCCUGCGCUACUGCGAGAUUCCUGUCCUGAUCAAGGACGUCAUCCAGGAUGGCAUUAAGUCUUAUGUGCAAAAGGGCUACAUCGAGGAUAUGUUUCCCCUGCAUGAUAUCCUCUACCUGGAACGCUUUAAUUGGAACCUGAAACGCACCAAGCUGCCCAUCGAGGACAUCCGCAACUACUUCGGUUCUAGCAUAGGCCUUUACUUCGGCUUCAUCGAGUUCUACACAAAGGCUCUGAUCUUCCCUUCUCUUUUUGGAAUACUUCAAUUUGUUUUCGACCUGAAUAUCUCGCUGGUCUGCAGCUUUUAUGUGAUAUGGACCACGAUCUUUCUGGAGCUGUGGAAGCGCAAGUGCGCCGGCUACUCGUACCGCUGGGGCACCAUCGAGAUGAGCAGCCUGGACAAGCCGCGAUCGGCGUACACGGGCCAGAUGAAGCCGGAUCCGAUCACCGGUAAGAUGACGCUCCACUACCCGAUGCGCUACACGUACCUGCAGAUGUACUGCAUCUCGUACCCGGUCGUUCUGGGCUGCGUGGUGGCCGCCGGCUGGUUUGCCCUCUAUCAGUUUCAAAUUGAGGCCGAGGUGCUGGCGGAUUUCGGACCGGACUCCUGGCUGCUCUACGUACCGGUCAUCGUGCAGUCGGUGCUGAUUGCGAUCUUCUCGUGGGCGUACGAGAAGCUGGCCACAUUCCUCACCAACCUGGAGAACCACCGCACGCGAUCGCAGUACGAUCGCCAUCGGGUCAACAAGCUGAUGGUCUUCGAGAUCGUCAACAACUUCUUCUCGCAGUUCUACAUCGCCUUUGUGCUGCAGGAUCUGCGCCAGCUGAAGUACCAGCUGAUGAUGCAGCUGCUCGUUUUCCAGUUACUGUGCAUCGCCCAGGAGAUCGGCAUCCCGCUGCUGGCCGUUUUGCGCCAGAAGUACGCCGAGUUCCGGCAUCGCGAGGUGGCCGAGGAGAAGCUGCGAUCCAUUAGCGACCUGCCGCGCUACGAGCAGUCGUUCUACGAGUCCGGACUUGAUGAAUACCAUUCCACGUACGAGGAUUACCUGCAGGUGUGCAUCCAGUUCGGGUUCGUGGUCCUCUUCGCCGCCGUUGCCCCGUUUGCCGCCAUCGGCGCCUUGCUGAACAACGUCUUUGCCGUGCACAUCGACAUGUGGAAGCUGUGCAACAUCUUCAAGCGGCCAUUUGCGAGGCGGGCCAAGAACAUCGGCGCCUGGCAGUUGGCCUUCGAGUUGCUUUCGGUGAUGGCGCUCCUCAGCAACUGCGGACUGCUCUUCCUCCAACCAAAUGUCAAGGACUUCUUUUCCCACUGGCUGCCCUCGGUGCCGGAUCUUUCGUUUGUGAUCUUCGAGCACUUGCUGCUCGGCUUGAAGUUUCUCAUCCAUAAGGCGAUUCACGAAAGGCCGCGUUGGGUGCGCAUCGCCUUGCUAAAGGCGGACUUUGAGACCAGUCAGGCCCUCAAGCAACUCAAAAAAUUCAAAGCAGAGGCCAAUAAGAUGGCCUGAGGGCCACUGGAUUGCCGGAUCUCCCACUCCUUUUGGUGCUAAUCAAACCAGUCCAUUUUAAAGAUUAUUAUUUAUACACAUACAACUUAGCGCUUUUACUGUGAAUGUUCGAGACAAUCGGAAGAAAGGUGCCUUAAACGUAGAACUUAUAUAAAUGUGUCCACAAACAACUUGA